Messenger RNA from Anguilla rostrata (American eel), 1742 nucleotides. RefSeq names its product tumor necrosis factor, alpha-induced protein 6 (gene tnfaip6). Gene Ontology annotation, biological process: cell adhesion; negative regulation of inflammatory response. The transcript has 6 exons. NCBI's taxonomy places the organism in Eukaryota, Metazoa, Chordata, Actinopteri, Anguilliformes, Anguillidae. The record is from RefSeq and is a predicted model, not a curated record. Gene Ontology annotation, molecular function: hyaluronic acid binding. Bases 179 to 1633 code for a protein of 484 amino acids.
UAAAAUACGUUUUUUAUCACUCCGUGUCGCUGGGCUGGCUUGACUCUACAGGAAAUUCCUUGUUUUGAGAAACGUCGCUGACCUCACGGAGUCUACAAACAGGCAGCGCAGCUAUAAAAGUCUGGACACCACAUUGGCCUCGGGUACAGCGCGAGCUAGUGGUGGCACUGGAGUUCCCAUGUACGCCACGCGAGACGUAGGGAUGCUCCUGUUCGGACUCAUAUGGACCGCCUGCUUCGUCCUGGAGGAGACGCAGGCGUGGGGCUACAAGAAUGGAAUACUGCAUAACUCCAUAUGGCUGGAGCAAGCAGCUGGGGUGUACCACCGUGAGUCGCGCAAAGGGAGGUACCAGCUGACGUACUUGGAGGCCAAAGCGGUGUGCAGAUUUGAGGGGGGGAAACUAGCCACCUACGACCAGUUGGAGGCAGCCCGGCAAAUAGGGUUUCAUGUUUGCGCUGCCGGCUGGUUCGAUCGAGGCCGUGUUGGCUACCCCAUUGUCAAAUCCGGCUCCAACUGCGGCUUUGGCAAAGUCGGAAUCAUCGACUACGGCUACAGGUUGAACAAGAGCGAGAGGUGGGACGUCUACUGCUACAACCCCACCGCAAAAGAGUGUGGGGGAGUCUUGACCGACCAGCAGCGGAUCAUCCAGUCGCCAAGGUACCCAGAGGAGUACGAGGACGAGCAAAUCUGCUACUGGCACAUCAGGGUGCGCUACGGUCAGCAGAUCCGGUUGCGAUUUCUUGAGUUUGACGUGGAGGAGGACACGGGCUGUCUCGCAGAUUACCUGGAGAUCUACGACAGCUAUGAUGACAUCUCGGGCUUUGCCGGGAGAUUCUGUGGUGAUGAACUCCCAGAAGAUUUACUCAGCACAGGGAACGUCAUGACUCUGAAGUUCCUGUCAGACUCUUCAGUCACAGCAGGCGGGUUCCAGCUGGAGUACCUGGCCAUUGAUGUACCUGACCCCACUACCUCUGAACCCUUUAUUCCAAUGCCUAACCCCAUCUCUGAGCCCUUAAUUGCAAUGACUGACCCCAUCUCUGAGCCCUUAAUUCCAAUGACUGACCCCAUAUCUGAGCCCUUAAUUCCAAUGACUGACCCCAUCUCUGAGCCCUUCAUUCCAAUGACUGACUCCACCUCCUCCAACACCUCUGAGCCAUUUAGUCAACUGAUUGACCCUACUUUCUCCUCCAACACUACUGAGUCCUUUAAUGAAAUGAUUGACCCCACCUCCUCCAACACAUCUGAGCCCUUCGGUCUUAUGACUGACGACUACUCCAACACCUCUGAGCCCUUCGGUCCAAUGACUGACCCCACCUCCUCCACAAACACCUCUGAGCCUUUCAGUCCUAUGACUGACGACUACUCCAACAUCUCUGAGCCCUUUGGUCCAAUGACUGACCCCACAUCCUCCACAAACACCUCUGAGCCUUUCAGUCCGAUGACUGACGACUACUCCAACACCUCUGAGCCUUUCAGUCCGAUGACUGACGACUACUCCAACACCUCUGAGCCCCUCGGUCCAAUGACUGACUCCACGUCCUCCUCCAACACAUUUGAGACCUUUAGUCCAAUGGCUGACCCCACCUCCACCUCCAACACCUCUGAACCCUUUACUUCAUUGACUGACCAAUGACAGAGCAGAUCAGUGGUUCCAGUUGUUUUUAAACCAUAUGUCGUAUUUAUGUUUUCACUUUUGUAACCUACUUUUUUAGUGUGGUAUAUUAAAAAUAUACCCCAUUCAA